Messenger RNA from Cinara cedri, 244 nucleotides. NCBI's taxonomy places the organism in Eukaryota, Metazoa, Arthropoda, Insecta, Hemiptera, Aphididae. The record is from the annotation of a GenBank genome assembly.
CAGUGGAAUCGAAAAAUCUCAAGACUCAUUGCUGGAUAUGAAGCAAAAGAUGUGUACAAUGAUGAUGAAAUGGGCCUUUUUUUUUAAAGGUAUUCCUACCGAAUCACUAGUCCUGAAGAGUGAGUCAUGUUCUGGAGGAAAAAAAGCAAAGGAUCACAUAACAGUGCUUAUAUGUGGUAAUAUGGCUGGAGAAAUAAGGAAACCAUUGGAAGGUCUAAAAAACAACAGUGUUUUAAGAGCAUAG